Molecule: messenger RNA, 1941 nt
Organism: Thamnophis sirtalis
Lineage: Eukaryota; Metazoa; Chordata; Lepidosauria; Squamata; Natricidae
Source: RefSeq, a predicted model, not a curated record
AAACAGGAAGCAGCUGGUGGGAGGGGGGAAUGAAACAAUAAUGGAGAGGGGGUGUGUGGCGUCUCUGAGGCGCGUCGGCAGGCUCAAUCCUAUUUGUUGUUAAGCAAGUUCCGCUGAACUCUUUGGAGCCUACUCCCAGAUGAUCUGGUCCUCAGCGCAUCUUAGUUGGAGAAGGUGAGAGAGGCUAUGGAUGAAACAAUAUUUCGAAGUGAUACAGUACUCUCUGAUAUUCAUCUCCACACUGCAAACAGAAGGCAUUUUAUGGUGAGGUUGAACUCUGUUGGCCAGCCAGUCUUUCUCUCGCAGUUCAGGCUCCUUUUGGACAAUAUCCAGGGGGACCCUGAGACAGAAGAGAGAGGCCAAGAAUCAUCCCUUGGCUGCCAGCGCAGAAGUGAGGAAGAAUUCAUUGCAGAGGGCAGAGCUGGUGCUGACGAUUCCCCAGACAGUCCUGAAAACAAAGGUGACCCCCGUCGAGGGUUUGAGGCCUUGUUGGAUGAAGAUGGAGACCUGCAGGUGGUCCGGAAAGCUCCCCUCCCUCCUGCAGGAGGUGAGGGUCAGACAAGGACUAAGUCCUUCCCCAUUAUUUUGACUAAGGAUGGAGAUGUCUUGGAAGAAGAAGAACACGAGAGCAACAGUUUCAAUAUCGUUAAAAUAGAGCACACCAUGGCGACCCCUUUAGAAGAUGUUGGGAAGCAGGUCUGGCGAGGAGCUUUCCUGCUUGCCGAUUACAUCCUCGGGAAGCAAGAUUUGUUCAAGGGUUGCACAGUGCUGGAGCUUGGAGGAGGAAUCGGACUUGUCAGCAUCAUCGUGGCCAAAGCUGCCAAAACCAUUUACUGCACAGAUGUUGGUGAAGACCUGCUGAACAUGUGUGAACGAAAUGUAGCCUUAAACAAACACAUCACUGAGCCAACAGGAAGUGAAAUUAGAGUUAAAAAGCUGGAUUGGCAGCAAGACGAUUUCUGCACUGAUCCUGAGGAUUGCUUUAGCUGGUCCGAAAAAGAGAUUGCUGAACUGCAUGACCUCACCACUGUGAUACUGGCUGCUGAUGGUACGAAAAAGGUUUGGGAAUGGAUUGAGGCUAUAAAAACAUGCUAAUCAGCCUUAACGAGAUUGGAAUGUCAGAACCAGGUUGAUUCAGUGAUUUAAAGUGAUAGUUGCUUCAGGUAAGGAUGUGCAGUAAUCUUUCAGUUCAGUAGACUUGGCUGCCAGUCAAUUUGACAAAACUCAGGUUCACACUCUGCUUCAAAUUGGCUCAGAAAUUUAAAUUAUCGGAGGAACAGCUAUGAAAUCACAACCGCAUAUUUGUGCAGCUCUGAUAACACUCUGGUUUUUUUAAAAACAUUUGUUUAUUCAUGUCAAAAGCAUCCCAAUUAAGAUAAGGCAUACUGUACAACAUGAAGUUUAAAAUACAAAAUACAAAAUUAAAACAGGUGCAAGUUAAACAGAUCUUGCCCAGAACAUUUUUAAUGAAGUGUUUGGAAUCAUUAUUUAAAAGAAAACUUCUUUUUUCUCCCAAAAGUUUUAUUAAUUUAUCAUAAUAUAAAAGAAAAGAAAAGAAAAAAUGAAAUAAGGGAGGAAAAGGGAGAAGAGGGGUGUGGCAGCCUAGAGAUAGAGCUCUCAUCUUACAUUCAGGAGGCUGUGAAUUCAAUCCUAGGUAGAGACAGAUAUUUCUCUCUCUGGGCACGUUGAGAUUAUAUCUGCUGAAUAUAACUCCGCAUUGGCGACAGGAAGGGCAUCUGGCCAGUAAAUACUCAGCUCCAUUCAGUUGCACAGACUCUGCCUUGCAAGGAAUUAUGGGGUCGUUAAAAGAAGGUGAUUAUGAUGGUGACAUGGAUGAUUGAGAAUCUCCAAAGACAUCAAGACAAUGAACUUAUAUCCACUGCAUCUUCCUCCUCCUAUUAUUGCAUAAAAGUCUCUCAGUGAAAUUAAAAAUUAAAUGUG